This is a messenger RNA of Diospyros lotus (date-plum), 3865 nucleotides long. RefSeq lists its product as uncharacterized. The transcript is spliced from 20 exons. NCBI's taxonomy places the organism in Eukaryota, Viridiplantae, Streptophyta, Magnoliopsida, Ericales, Ebenaceae. Bases 131 to 2866 code for a protein of 911 amino acids. Gene Ontology annotation, cellular component: nucleus; cytoplasm; chromosome. The record is from RefSeq and is a predicted model, not a curated record. Gene Ontology annotation, biological process: DNA replication; double-strand break repair via homologous recombination. Gene Ontology annotation, molecular function: ATP binding; 3'-5' DNA helicase activity; four-way junction helicase activity.
AGUAGGUCCUCUGGAGAAGCGCGGGAAACGAAGCGUCAGACGUACACAAAUGAAUCAUCAAAUCCAUUUCGCUUAUUGAUACUUUCUCUUCUUCCCCACGGAUCGAUCAUCUCACGGCGAAGCAAGCAGAAUGGAAGUCGCCCUUAAGAAAUACUUUGGGUAUUCGGCAUUUCGGCGAUGUCAGAAAGAGGUCAUUGAGAAAAUUUUACAGGGAAGAGAUUGCCUGGUUAUCAUGGCCACUGGAAGUGGAAAAUCUCUGUGCUAUCAGGUCCCUCCACUGAUUGCCAGAAAAACUGCUAUUGUCAUAAGCCCUCUUUUGUCCUUGAUGCAAGAUCAGGUAAUGGCUUUGCGACAACGAGGCAUUAAAGCCGAGCAUCUCUCUAGUGCUCAAACUGACUCUAGUGUGCAGCGCAAUGCCCAGAGUGGUCAAUUUGAUAUUCUGUACAUGACUCCUGAAAAGGCAUGCUCUAUAUCUUCCAGCUUUUGGUUAAAUUUGCUAAACAAUGGAAUAUGCCUAUUGGCUGUUGAUGAAGCACAUUGCAUUUCAGAGUGGGGCCAUGAUUUCAGGGUGGAAUACAAGCAGCUAGACAAGUUGCGCAAUAUUCUUACGGAUGUUCCAUUUGUUGGCUUAACAGCAACUGCUACUGAAAAGGUUCAGAGUGACAUCAUGAAUUCCUUGAAGAUGAGAGACCCUUACAUUGCUGUUGGUUCAUUUGAUCGCAACAAUCUUUUCUAUGGAGUCAAAUAUUUCAAUGGUUCUUCAUUCGUGGAUGAGCUUGUUGGAGAAGUCUCUAAAUGUGUGGCCACUGCUGGUUCAACUAUCAUAUACUGCACAACUGUUAGAGAUACUGAACAGAUUUUCAAGUCACUUCUCAAGGAAGGAAUCAAGGCUGGAAUCUAUCAUGGCCAAAUGAAUAAUAAAGCUCGUGUGGAGUCCCACAGCUCAUUUGUGAGAGAUGAAUUGCAUGUUAUGGUAGCAACUAUUGCUUUUGGCAUGGGCAUUGAUAAACCAAACAUAAGGUAUGUGAUACACUAUGGCUGCCCAAAAAGUUUAGAGUCCUAUUACCAGGAAAGCGGACGAUGUGGUCGAGAUGGUAUAGCUUCUACAUGCUGGCUUUAUUAUACAAGAGCCGACUUUGCAAAAGCUGAUUUCUACUGCAGAGAAGCAAAAUCGGAAAAUCAAAGAACAGCUAUUAUGGAGUCGUUUAUGGCUGCACGAAGUUAUUGCAUGCUGACAACUUGUAGAAGAAAGUAUUUGCUGGACUAUUUUGGGGAAAAAUAUGCAUCUGAUAAUUGUGGAACUUGUGAUAAUUGUACCACCUCACAGAAGAAGAGCGACAUGUGUAGAGAAGCAUUUCUUCUAAUGGCCUGUAUUAGGUCAUGUAGGGGUAAUUGGGGCCUCAAUAUGCCUGUAGACAUUCUGCGUGGAUCUCGGUCUAAGAAAAUUCUCGAUGCUCAGUUUGACAAGCUCCCAUUUCAUGGGCUUGGGAAAGAGUUGUCAGCAAAUUGGUGGAAAGCACUAGGUUACCAAUUAAUUUCUCACGGUUAUUUGUCUGAGACUGUUAAAGAUGUGUAUAACUUUGUGUGUGUCAGUCCUAAAGGAUUGCAGUUUCUGAGUUCAUCAAAACCUGAUCAUCAACCUGCCUUAGUUCUGCCAGUGACCAGUGAAAUGUCCAGCAAAGAUGAAAACAGAAACAGAGUAGGUGCAGUUGGAGUUUUCAAUGGUUUCACUCCUCUGGAAUAUGAGGGUCUGUCAGAGGCUGAAGUACAGCUAUACAAAAUGCUUUUAGAUGAGAGAAUGAAGCUUGCAAGAGCCAUCAGAACUGCUCCGUAUGCGAUAUGUGGUGAUCAAACGUUGAAAAAGAUAGCACUGGCAAGGCCCUCUACUAAAGCGAGAUUAGCAAACAUUGAUGGUGUCAACCAGCACCUUCUGUCUAAGUACGGAGAUCAUUUUGUUCAAAAUGUCCAAUCUCUAUCACGAGAUUUAAAGCUUUCACUGGAUGGGGAUGCAAGUGCACAAAAUACUAUUACGAAACCCUUCCAUACAAUACCAAACUCCGACAGAAAACUAACACCAUCCAAAAUUGAGACUUGGAGAAUGUGGCAAGAGGAUGGUGUAUCAGUAAAGAAAAUUGCUAAUUUCCCUGGCAGAUCAGCCCCAAUAAAAGAGGAAACCGUUCACCAAUAUAUCCUUGAUGCUGCUCAAGAGGGACGUCCAGUUGAUUGGACCAGAUUCAGCCAGGAGAUUGGAUUAACAAGUGAGAUUUUUGCAAAUAUACAGGGAGCUAUCUCAAAAGUUGGUUCAAGAGACAGAUUGAAGCCUAUUAAAAAUGAGUUACCAGAAGAAAUAAGUUAUAUGCAUAUCAAGGCAUGUUUGAAGAUGCAGGAUUUGGGGAUAUCAGCAGAUGUAAUUGCCCCUGGCCAACACCUUUGCCAAGCAGAGGAGCAUUCUAUUGAGACAUCAGAUUUACUUGCAAAAUCUGGCUGUCCAUGCCAUAUGGAAGAAGAGCCUUGUGAAUCUAAUAUACCUGUCGGGACGAUGGUUGGUGAAUAUUCUUCAGAUAAAAGCAAAGAGGCAGAUUCUAAUUUCCCAGCGAAUAACACAAGCCCAAAACAACCCACAGUCUCAAUUGAUGAUCUGCCUUCCCCUAACAAACGCCAAAAAGUUAACAAGAGUUUACUUGCAUUGGAGGCAACGGAGAGCUCACUGUUAAACUGGCUUAAGAAUUAUGGUGAUGGGGUUUGCCUAUCUGAUAUUUUGGAGCAUUUCAAUGGUUCCACAGGAGAGUUGGUGCUUGAACUACUGAGCUGCCUGGAGGGUGAGUUUUUGAUAUUUAAGAAGAAUGGCCUGUAUAGACUCAUGUAACUCAUAGAUCCAAAGUUUGCCGAGGAAGUGUGUCAUGUAUAGCUAAAACUUAGCCGAGUCUAUGUAGCAAUAAAACCCUAUAAUUUCUCAUAACAUCUCAAACUUCCAGCGCUUACCAAUAGUUGAAGAUUGACUACCAGUUUGGUUUCCCGGCUCUAUCUGUGGGCAAAAGAAUACUGUCAAUCCGACUUGACAUCACCCAAAUGUAUUCAGUAAGCUGUUGCUUUCAGCCUUGAAGCCUCGCCUCUCAAGUUCUAUUUCAGUCUGCUGGAUUUUCUAUUUUACUUUUGAACAUCUAUGUGUAUUAGACGAUGCUGUUUAUAAUGAAUUGAUUGAUGUGUUGCUUAUCCCAUCAGUUUCUACAUGCCGCUAAGAGCGUCUAAAACAGCACACAGCACUGUUACUUGCAAGUUGGUCCCAUGCUUCUACUACCCUUGUAUAGAUUUUUCUAGUUCAUGCAUCUUAUCCUCUCACAUGCAUCUUAAUAGCUUAGUCAACUGACCUCUUUGUUUUUCUUAAUUGUUCUUGCUGCUGUUCGGGUGUGGUGUGGGUUGCCCUCGGCAAGUUUGAACCUUGGUGGCAGAAGUUGUUAUAGCCUUGUACCACCAAAUCAAUUUUUGGCGGUUGAGUCAAGUGACACGUUUACUCAGCAUCCUACUAUUUGCCCUAGAGAGGCACCGCCAUUGCUGAGAGUUGCUUGAACCUUCCCUUGAAGCCACGUGAUAUGUACGGCACUAUUCAUUCAUGGGAUGCACUUAGAAAGGACAAAACAGAUGAUUGGAUAUCCUCAUGCUAGUUCUACCAUUUUCCAUAAGUUCAGAGCACCCGUGCCCAUGAAAACGAUGGGCUAAAAUUGCAGCCAAUGAGAAGGCAGAUUGCUUCAAUCUCUGAAAUAUUUUUGGCAAAAUCUGGAGGAUAUUUAUUGAGGAGAAACUGAAAUGCUCGACAUAGUUGGAGCAUCUUGGUUGCUGUAAGUACCCAGUUGUAACUGGUUACUGG